Pelobates fuscus (common spadefoot toad) is the source of this 717-nucleotide messenger RNA. RefSeq names its product cerebral dopamine neurotrophic factor (gene CDNF). Lineage: Eukaryota; Metazoa; Chordata; Amphibia; Anura; Pelobatidae. Gene Ontology annotation, cellular component: endoplasmic reticulum. The record is from RefSeq and is a predicted model, not a curated record. The coding region runs from base 57 to 587 and encodes 176 amino acids. The transcript is spliced from 4 exons. Gene Ontology annotation, biological process: neuron projection development; dopaminergic neuron differentiation.
GCUUUGUCUUGAGUGUGUAGCGCUCUGUGGAGCAGUGAGUGCGUGCUGGCCGCAGGAUGAGGAGCGCAGUGGAGCUGCUGGUGCUGGGGUUCUAUCUUGGGUUCCCUGUCAGGGCAGCCAGCCAUGCUGAGUGUGAAGUGUGCAAAGAAUAUUUGGGAGGAUUUUACAACUCUUUGACAAAAAGAAAUAUUGACCUUACACCAGCUUCCAUAGAGAGAGAAUUAAUUAAUACCUGUAAAGGCUCUACAGGAAAAGAAAACCGUCUGUGUUAUUAUUUAGGAGCCACCACUGAUGCGGCUACGAAGAUCCUAAAUGAAGUUACACGGCCCAUGAGUGCACACAUACCAGUUGACAAAAUCUGUGAAAGACUCCGGAAAACAGACAUUCAGAUCUGUGAGCUGAAAUAUGAGAAACAAUUGGACCUGGAGUCAAUGGACCUGGCUAAGAUGAAAGUGGCAGACCUUAGGAAGAUACUAGAUGGAUGGGGAGAGACAUGUCGAGCCUGCAUUGAAAAAACAGACUUUGUGGAGCUUAUAAAAGAGUUGGCUCCGAAAUAUACAGCGGGAAGCCAGAAGGCGGAUCUUUAACAAUGUGCCAGCCUACUGCAGAAUGAAUUGUCAUUAUGAACUGUACUUCCAGAACUUGAAUAAUUUCUAAAAUAUUCACAAAAUAAACUGAAUGUAACAAUAGACUGUGCCAAAUAAAGUUGAAACAAUA